CCUCCCGAGCUCCCUCCCAGUUUCUGUCUUCUUUCAGUCGGACCGUUUUGCUGCAGUAAACGUUAGCCGUUGGAGACGGCAAAAAAGGCAAGAAAACCAACAAAAAAGAAAGAAAACCGAUAAGGAAGCGCGAGCCGGACCUUAACGUGAGCAUCAUCAGUGUGUAGAGAUCCAGCACGCAGCAAACGCGGGCUUCACUGGCACAGCAGCUGGGUUGGCUUUCAGCAAGCAUUGCAUCUUCAGGGUUUACAAGUUUGCAGCGUAACGGACAGACGGAUGAGAGAAUUUUUGCAAGUGAAUAUGGCAUUUUCGUCAUUCCCACUUUCUACACUGAUUACCCUGGUGCUUCUUGUGGCAUCUAUUCAGAGCAACUCCAUGUAUGAUGAUGAUGAAGAUCCUUUCCAGCCAGUGACUUCAGAUGAGACAGUGGCUGAGGGAGGUACGGUGACUCUGACAUGUCGUGUGGCUGAGACUGAUAAUUCCUCCCUCCAGUGGUCCAACACUGCACAGCAGACACUCUACUUUGGAGCUAAAAGAGCUCUAAGGGAUAACCGUAUCCAGCUACAUAAGUCCACACCCACAGAGCUGUCAAUCACCAUCUCCAACGUGCAGCUGUCAGAUGAUGGAGAAUAUACCUGCUCCAUCUUCACCAUGCCUGUACGGAUUGCACGGGCCACUGUCACUGUACUCGGAGUACCCGGGAAGCCAGUAAUAACAGGUUUUGAGGAUCCAGUGCAGGAAGAAGGGAGUGUGACACUUACCUGCACCAGCACGGGUAGCAAACCUCCGGCUCAGCUGUACUGGUAUAGAGGACAGGAAAAGCUGGAGGGCCGUCCCAAUGUGGUGGAGUCAAACCCAAAUGAGCCAACAUACACAGUGACAAGUGUGCUCAUGCUGCAGGUGACCAGAAAUGAUAACAAUGCCAUGAUCGGCUGUGCUGUGGACCAUCCAUCGAUCACCAAUGGCGAGAAAAGGACAGAACAGCCUUUGAGCGUGCUGUUCUCCCCAAGUGUCUUGAUUAAGCCUGAGAGUGACCUGCCUCGAGAGGGAGAAAGGUUUUCUCUGCAUUGUGUGGGGAAUGGAAACCCUGAGCCCUUGUCGUUCUUGUGGCAAAAGAAAGAUGCAGAGUUCCCUCCACAGGUGAGGCCUGACGGUGCAUACCUCCGCUUUGAGGCCCUCAACAAAUCCGAUAAUGGAGUUUACUUGUGUCAUGCAGACAAUGGAAUUGGCUGGAAUGAGGGAUCCUACACUCUGUUGGUACAAGACCCCACAGCAAUGACCAGUUCAUCAGGUGUUGAUCAUGCUGUGAUUGGUGGAGUCGUGGCUGUCAUUGUCUUCAUCAUGCUGUGCCUCCUCAUUGUCCUUGGCAGAUACCUCAUUAGACACAAAGGUACAUACCUGACCCAUGAAGCAAAGGGCUCAGAUGAUGCCCAGGAUGCCGACACAGCAAUCAUCAAUGCAGAAGGUGGCCACUCUGGCAUUGAGGACAAGAAAGAAUAUUUCAUCUAAGCAUCCCUCCAUCACACCAUCUUUUCUUUCUUCCCUUGCUUCAGUUCCUUUCAGUCGGAGGAAAUAUAAAAUGACAAGUAAUAGAGUGAACAAAAAUGUGAAACUGAAGAAAGCAGAAAAAUGAUCAGUUUCAGGCUGUUGAAACCAGGGAGUUUUGCACUGACAUCAGUAUUCAACUGUAUACACACACACACACACACAUAUACAUACACACAAAUAGACGGUAUGUCUACAUGCUCUCAGAUAUAUGCCUGUCCCUGGUCACUUCAUAUGCCUCCUAGUUUAUAUUCAAAAAAGGCAAUAUGAUAAGAACAUGUAACUCACAGCGGACAUUUAAUUAACACAUACACAUUUUUACCAAUCUAUACAUUCAGUUAAAUUUUCCACACAUCUGACAUGCACACACACACACACACAUACACACACUCAACUCAAUGCAAUCAUGCAAAACAGCUUCUGUGCUGUCACUGUAUGGAAUCCCAGAAUAAAUGUAUAGAUAUAUAUAUAGAUGAUUAUAUAGCAUUGUUUUUACUUGGGAGAACUUGGUUCAGUGUGGUGUAAAUAUACUCAUGCCCUCUUUCUCUCUCUUUCCUUCUCUCUUUUACCUCUUUUCUCUUUCUCUCCACCCCUAACCUAUAUAUGUUUUUCUUAUUCUCUCUCUGUCUGCAUUUCAUUGUCUCAUAUUAUAGAAUAUACUCUAAAAGCCUGCCUGGUUUUCUUACAUGUGUGAAAAUGCAUUGAGUUAAAAAAAAAAAUCAAUAUAUGGGGUACAAAAAAGAGUUAACAUGAAAAUGUCAGUACUACAAAUAUUGGUAUGAGUUUUUGGUUUCCUCCAGUUGAGUUUCUGGUGUAACUGUUGGUGCCGCAAUAUUCAGUGUCAGCUGUCAUCCCAGGACUAGUGUCAUCGCCAUUAUUAUUAUUAUUAUAAACCCAUGAAAUAAAAACCCUUUCUUUGUUAGCCCAGUACUUGCAUCCCAUACCUUUUUGUGACUUCCUGUCCUUUGAUGACAGGUGAAUGAGCUAAAGCAGGGUACUGCAUGUGCAAACAAGCAAACAAAACAAAAACAAGAAGCUAGACUCUUCUGUCUACUGUACUUUCUCUCUUUACGUUUCCAACUAUCUCUUUCUGUCUGUAUUUGUCUCCCUAUACAGUGUUCUAAGCUAGUUUCAGUCUGUGUUUCUGAAAGUCCAUUCUGGUUCUCCUUAAUAACUAUCCAUAUUCUGUCUUAAUUUUGACAUACUAGAUCUGAUAUCUCCAGUAUUGUUUUGCAGCUAGCAUCAUUAAAGCUAGAAAUGUUGAAGUUUGUUGUAUGACAAAUAUCAAGCUGAGGUAUUAACCAAAUUGUGCAUCUCAACCAUGAUCAGAGUUCACAGUAUGAAAGAAGUGGACUAAAAGUUUUUAAUAUGGGAUUAUCUGAGUGCAUUCAUUGGGUCAGGUUCACAUUUCCUUGUGAAGUGGAUGACUUAUAAUGUAAGUAUAAAGGACAGAUCAUUCCCAGCUUCCUCAGAAUAGAGCUGAUUCUCUGUGGAGCUGAUCUAUCUCAAAAUCUACAAGUGUUGUCACAAGUGUUGAGACCAGUGAGAGAGUACAGGACCCUAACACUGGAAAUUUGUGUUUAAUACUCUUUUAACACAACAGAUCCAACUCUGAGGGCCUUGAUAAUUUACUGAUGAGUUGAACAAGGUGUGUUAAAAUUGUUUGAAUUCCUCUAGGACUGCAGACUGACACCAUGGCUCCACACCCAACGUUUCCCAAACUGGUGCUCAGGGACUUUAAGUAUACAGUAUUCUAUGUGGGUUGGUUCAUGUAUGUUGGGAGUUGCAAGACGCAAAAAGAAUUACCUGUCUGUGAACCUGGGGUUUGGGAAACACUGCUUUAGACUUAUCAUAGACCUUUAUCAUAGACCUCACGUUUGCAGUUACAACCACUAGAUGGUGCAUUAUGUCAGAUAUCCACCUUCUCUUCAUCUUUCUCCCUUCUCUAUGGUACAGGUAGCAGUAUUUGCGAUGCACCUUAUGUUAAUGGUGGAUCAUUGCAGAGAUCUAUUUCUAAAUUAUGUUUAUCCAUUUUUCUUUUUGUAGUUCUGUAUACUAUUAAGUGUAAAUCGUUCUGUUUACUUUUUACUGUAUGACUAGAUGUUAUAGAUGUUAUAGACAUCUAUAUUAAGGUGUAGAAUAGUAUAGUUUCUGUGACUAUUGUUUUAAAAUCAGCCAUUUUGUAUAAUUUCAUGUAAAUAGUGUUGCCUUGAACAGUCUUCUCCUUACUACAGUUGUUAAGUGCACACUUACAUAAACUGACCCACAUAAAGGGUUUGAGAAUUGUGUGUGUGUACUUUCCUAUGUAAUAUGUUCACAACAGUGUCAUCUCCAACGGGCAAAGAAAACACAAUAUGUUGUUUUUCCACAAACAUUGUUAAUUUGACUGUCUAUGUUAGCGCUGUUUUGGAAUGAGAAGUCUUCCUUUUCAAUAAAUAUUCAUAUGUCAUGGA
Molecule: messenger RNA, 3998 nt
Organism: Hemibagrus wyckioides
Lineage: Eukaryota; Metazoa; Chordata; Actinopteri; Siluriformes; Bagridae
Gene: cadm3
Product: cell adhesion molecule 3
Exons: 10
Coding region: 277-1509 (410 amino acids)
Biological process (GO): homophilic cell-cell adhesion
Cellular component (GO): presynaptic membrane
Source: RefSeq, a predicted model, not a curated record